Molecule: messenger RNA, 8461 nt
Organism: Porites lobata
Lineage: Eukaryota; Metazoa; Cnidaria; Anthozoa; Scleractinia; Poritidae
Source: the annotation of a GenBank genome assembly
CUGCCGCUUCGGGAAUUUUUCUUGCGUUUAAGAUACGCUAACUAUUUAGGACUUUCGACUCAGUUUAUAUUCACCAUGGUAAGUGCUAUUGUGAACGUUGUCUUAGCUGAGAGAAAAGAGCAGUUUUCUCCGUACGAUCAGUGCACUCAGCUGUAUGCAAUCUCAUUGAGUUCCUUCCACAAUUAUUCUGCACAUCUAAAUGUAAUUAUCUCCCAUAUAGUCGUAGCCUUUUAUUUUGAACUGCAAAUGUUUUGGCUGCCUUUGCCAUACCUUCACCAAAUCAGGUGUUGCUGUUAUAUGAGAGCUUUUUGAAGCAACCAAAUGUCACUCGUAAACGCUCCACAUGCAUGAAUUCUGAUGGUCAGUGAAAUUUGUGAUGUUAAUUUAACUAACCAGCAAUUUAUUCGACUCCUUGUUUAGACGGAGAGGCAACUUGACUGUGCGUUGGAUUUGAUGCGUCGGCUACCUCCUCAACAAAUUGAGAAGAAUCUUAGUGAUCUAAUCGAUUUGGUGAGUACUCAAAUCAGUCACUGUUAUGUUUGGUAAGGUCAUAUAUAGAGAGCAUAAUUUUUGCGAUUAUGCUAAACAUUAAAGCUCGCGAUCCUACAACCAAAAGUUAACGAGUGUGUGCUUAAAAGUUUUUUCUUGCCAAACGCGGUUAUAAGUUUUAAUCGGGGCUAAUUAUUGAAAAUUUAAUGCAUUGUUAACCGUGAUCAUUACCUUUCACGGCAAUUACGUUCUUAUUUUUCUGUUAUGACAAGACUUCUGAGUGGAGCAUCGAUCAUCUUGAUUAUAUGCCAUUGUGUUUGACAGUUUAUAUUGAUUACAAUAUUCUAACCAACACAUAUUGUUUAAUAUUUGGCUUCCCACAGAAUGUGUUUUUGUCAAGAUUCCAUCCCGAAUUUGCCAGUGAUACUUUAGUCAAAGCAAUUUAAAGAAGGAAAAGAAACCGUUUCCUUUUGCUUUAGCUUCCAGGUGAAAGCCUGGCAUCCUUUACACUGUGAUGUCAUUUUACCAUAAAAGGGCAGGAAAAACAAUCGAUGCAAACUGCUGCCAGGCAGUAAUAAACUAGUUUGACAGGUUUGAGGGCCUGUCACAAUCUUGAGCAAAUGUGUGGUGAUUUGAUGUUUGCUCUAUUAAUUCAAAAGUCUUUCAAAGUUAUUUUUUUCAAUCCAUUUUGUUUUUAUGGUUUCAUGGUAAUUAUGAUUGAUGGAUUUGUAAGCGUUGGUUGAAUAUUGUUGACAAGUUCACAUUUAACUGAAAACUGUAGUCAGCAAAAGGGAAAGCUAGGUGAUUGACGCAAAGGCCAAGGGCCAAGUAGUCUGCUACACAGCCGUUUUUAGUGUCAUCACGCAAUGCUCCUCCCCACAAAUGGCUGCUGAGAAUCGAACCACACUCCUUUCCCAUGGUUAGCUACCAUUUUCUGGAUGGUGUUUACACCAAUCACAGCUUUGCUUUUAUUGGUGCCCUAUGUGUAAAUGACAGAACGAUUAAAAUCGUCAUGUGAAAAGGGUAGUGUUUUGUUGUCGCGCUCUAUUCCAAAUUUAUGAGGUAAGCAACAGCAGCAAGCGAGUUGAGCAAAUGUGAUGCACAACAUGGAUGUGCUUAUAAAGUUGCCAGGUAUAGUUUCAGGAAAUCGCUCAUCGGUGAUUUAAAAGAUUGCUUUUGUUUGAAUCAGUUAAAUUAACCCUUGAGAGUUUACAUGUACAGCAACACAAUGAGCACAUCCAGCACAUGAAAUUCAUCAUACAUUUGCACGUUAAAAAGAACCAACCAACCUGGUAAGAGUCUUGUAGGCCUAUCAAUCUUUUUUUCACAUGGAAAUUUGUUAACUGCUUAACAAAGUUUUAUGUAAAUUAACCUUUUUUCAUUGCUUGAAGACAUAGAGCCUGUCCAAAUUCAGCAACAGUUUAUUAAUUUGUCGAAAAUUGAGAAGUGUGUUCUGUUCCUAAUGCCCUGUGGCUCAUGUAUUGUCUAGUUUCAUAUACAUGAUUGGUCUGUUCGUUAGACUGCAAACACAAAGGGAAAGGAAUGUGGUUUGAUUCUCAGCAGCUAUUUGUGGGGAGGAGCUUUGGAUGACGACGCCAAAACUGGCUGCGUAGCAGAGUAAGGGUCAAGGAAACUCUGAGGUGGAUGUCAAGAAUUGAAAAAAACUCUGUUUUGAUGAUCUCUGCAGGCAGGGGCAAAGGGGAAAAGUUUCACCAGCCACAUUGUAGCAAAGUUUGCACAACUGUACUCUUACUAUACAAGUUCCAGAAGCUUGGAAAUUCCCUGCUUCCAGAUGGGGAGAAAUUUUUUCCCCAUUUAUCUGCCCCUAAGAUUCUUCUGCUUUUAUAAUGGAUCUCAGGGUGUUCAUUGGUCAUUGGAGAUCUGAGAAUUCACCGUUUACUAAACAGAAUUCUCUGACUAAUGAUCGGUAGCCUAUGACUAUUUUUUACUCAAACGUGGAGCCUCAUUCAAAAUAUUCUCCAGUAAUGUUACACCUUCCUCCUGCUACUAGGAUUCUUAAUGAAAACCCUGGUAACUUGACAAGAAACACCCCCACAAGGGCUGUCACCAAGAGCCGGGGGCUGGGGAUUUUCCCUGGCUACUAUGAGCGUGAGUCUUGGCUACCCUUAUAGGAAACAAAAGGAAAAUAGACCCAUAAAGAGAACUCCCUAGCUGUACAAUUCCCCUCCUGCUAAUUGUAUAUACCCAGCAACCUGAAAUUUUAGCAGUAGCCCUGCCCUGUCCCACCCCACCCCUUAACUAAAAGAACACUUCGAGCUGAUGGAAAAAGUAAUAAUGUUGUGACCAUCUCUCGUAAAGCCACACUUACAUAAUUAAUCUCUAUUUCACGGCAAGGCAAAGAAGAUGUUUGCCAGCAUUACAUUGGUUUUCAGCAGAAAAGAACUGACACAGGCCAAGAUCAGUAAUAUUAUUAUUAUAAUGAAGAUCAGUGGAUGUGUCCUGUACAGGGCUCCAUCACUGUAAAUUGUAAAAUAUGUUUUGCAAGUUCUACAUUUCCUCUUUGUAGGUUCCACCCCUUUGUGAGGACUUAUUAUCAUCUGUUGAUCAACCACUUAAGAUUGCUAGGGAUAAAAGUACAGGAAAAGAUUACCUUCUCUGUGACUACAAUAGAGAUGGUGACUCCUACAGGUAAAUAGUACUCUGUUUUCAAAAAUGAUAAUAUUGUUAUUAUUAACCCAUUUGCCUCUAAACCAUAAUUUUUUGCCAAAAAGGGGCAAAUAGUUUAAGAUGAAAUCCAUUAGGAAAUUGAGUAAUUUUAAUUUUCAGUGGACAAAACCUUUUACCAGAAUAAUUUCAAGCAUAUUGCAUUCUUUUUCACACUUUUCAAGGGCUAUAAUGUAAUAAGUUGUAUAAAAUUAAUAACUCUGAAGAAAAGGUUAUUAUUGGAACCCGCGAAAACAAACUCCAAAAGCCUCAAAUUUCACAAAAUGAAGUCUUGCACAUGAUGAUUGUACAUGUGUUUUCUCAAUUCCUGUGAAAUUUGAAAUUUAUUUCCUCAGGUUCCCGUAAGAAAUUGUCUUUGGUGUUAUUACUGAUAACUAAUUACAUCUAUAACCCUUGAAAAGUGUGAAAAAGAAUGGGAUAUGGCUUAAAAUAUUCUGGUACAAGGUUUUUGUCUACUCAAAAUUGAAAUCACUCAAUUUCUUAAUGGAUUCCUUCUUAAAUAUAUAACAUUGCACAAUCUUGCAGUAUAAAUCCCUGGAGGCUUUUCGGUUGUAGACUGAACAGUCAAGCUACAAUCUUUGUUAGAAGUGGUCAACUAGCCUAACCCUACGAAUGCAGACAUAUUUCCAGCUUUUGUCACCCUUCUCACCAAGCCACAAGUGCUUGCAGCCAUUCCUUUUCAGGAGAGAUGUGACAGGUGGAAAUGUUCUGCUCUCUCAGGCUCAGCUACCCUUGUCCCUGUAGCUUUCCUCAUCAGGGCAAAAAAAUUCAAAUAGUUUAAUGUUUUUUUGGUUUCUUCUUAGAUCACCAUGGAGUAAUACAUAUGAUCCUCCUUUGGACGAUGGAGCAGUGCCCUCUGACAGAUUAAGGAAGUUAGAAAUUGAUGCCAACACUGCCUUUGAUCAAUACAGGGAAAUGUAAGUCAAGCUUGUCACAAGUUUGCAGAGCUCGAAAAAACUUGAAUUUAAGCCUGUCCUUUGGGCAAGCAGCUUUCAUGUUUACUUACCCAGGGUCACUUCUUGCUUGUCUUAGUUAAUGAUUUUGUUAGAGGAUAACUUGCCUGCAGGACCCUUGGCCAUUGACCACUAUUAGUAAGCCAUUGUUCGUACAAUCUUGAAAAGGUCUUGAAUUUUAGCAGUCAUCUUGAAAAGACCUUGAAUUCAGUUUAGGUCCUUGAAAAGUACUUCCCCAAGGUUUCUUUAUUAGGUCUUGAAAAGUCCUUGAAAUUCACAACCUUGUCUAAGCCAGAGACCUUUUUCUGUAAAAUUUGAUUAUUUUGCCAAGGAAAAUUUGGCUCAUCCUCCCCCUUUAGCCAAUAGGGUGAUCAUAGGGGCUUAAAGAAUGCGAAUUUAUUAAAUAAAUCUUAGUCCUCAAAGACUGUAAUUUGUCCUUGAAAAAUCCUUGAAAAGUCCUCGAAAUUUGUUUGUCUGAAGUUGUAUGUACCAUGUAAGAUUUAAAAGUGACCUGCCCCGCUUGAAAAUCUACUUGUCCAGACCACUGGAUGGGACUUUUUUCGAGCCCUGGUUUGUUGUCAUGUUGCAUCAUAAUAGAGCAAUUUCGUUUUUGAAGCAGGUGUUUAAAUAGCCUUUGAAUGUAAAGUAUGUUGUGGCCGUUCUUUCUUUAUAGGACUCAAUUUUGGGAGUUGGCUUUGUAAACUCUUAGUUACUUUAACACCCUUCACUUAUCUUUUAGCUUCUGUUGUCUAUAUUCAUGUCUAAUGAAAUAUAAAUACUCAUUGUUUUCAUUAACUUCUGUAUCUUCCAUUGAAGAGUGAAAUAAACCUGACUUGACUCGAUGUUUUAUUUGUGUCGUAUACAUAGGUAUUUUGAAGGUGGUGUAUCAUCAGUUUACCUCUGGGAUUUAGAUCAUGGGUUUGCUGGCGUGAUCCUCAUCAAGAAAGGUUAAACUUGUCAGCCUUUUGGCUAGCUAUUACACCUCUGUGGAACUAGUUAAAAAAAAACUAUGUGAAGGGAAAAAAUAUUAGAAUAAACCAGUCACAUCACAGUGCAAGAAGACUACAUGUAGGGGAUCUUCAUGUAGACAGUAACAUUCAUUUCAUGUGGUGUACCAAAGUUAGUUAGGACAUUAAGUGAUAUCAAAAUGCACUGACAGCAGACAUCCAGUCUAACAGGAAAAAUAGCGUACACGUAAAAUGUAUGUAUAGACUUGUUUUCCUCAUUCCUUAAGUGUUGUAUUUACGUGCUUUGUUGUAAGCUAACAAAAAGUAACCUCAAGAAGAGUCAAAUGUAAAAUUCCGUCCUGUGCUGACAUUUCCUUAUGUAGGAUUUAUUCUAGGGCUCCUAAUUAAAUGUGGCUUAUUUCUUUAACGAGAUAGUUCUUUUAUUUUAUAUUUUGUUAAAGAAAUAAGAUUUUUGUCUACCGGUAUAAAAUGUUAAAAUGCUAAUAAUGAUAAUAAUAAUUUGUAUUGUAUUGUUGUCAUGCUAAAGGCAACCAUGGACUCAUCAUCUUUGGAGCAUUACUAUUGUUAGUAAUAUUGUGUCAAAGUGAAACUGCAUUUAGAAGGAGUGAAUUGCCAAACAGGAAAGAAUUCCUUUAAUUCCUUUUAAGUAAGAGGAAGUACUCUUUUCUUUGUGGUCAAAAGGUUUUUGCUUAUGCAUGUACUUUUAUUUUAGCUGGUGAUGGAUCAAAAAAGAUCAAAGGCUGCUGGGAUUCUAUCCAUGUUGUGGAGGUUCAGGUAUUUGUGGUUUGGUUGCCUUUAAUGAGCUAGAUAAACAAUAAGAAUAAUGGAUUUUUUGACACCUUGCAUUACUGAUUUUGCAUUCUCAAAGAUUUACUUGACAGGUUAGUGUUAAUUGUGUUUGUGCUGUUACCUUUCAGGAGAAAAGUGGUGGCCGACAAGCCCAUUAUAAGCUUACUUCAACUGCUAUGCUUUGGCUGCAGGUAUAAUCCAUCAUUGAACAGUUCUCUCUAAUUUACGACAGUUCAAGGUUGCCACAGGUCAGGAAAUGGUCAGGGAAAAAAAAUUCCUUAAAGUCAGGGGAAAGUCAGGGAAUUUCACUUUGAGUCAGGGAAAAUUUAUACCUUUGAACGAAAUCAAUGAAAAAUGAAAUGAUAAGAGUAUUUAUUCUUUUCCCUCUACUUUUAUUGACAUUUUCUAACAUUUAAAAUUCUUUUCUACAUUUUCCAGACAUGAAUUAUAUUGUUGUUCAUUGUGGAUUAUUGUUUAUUAUUGUUCAUAAAAUUGAAUGACAAGUUAUAUUAAGGAAGUAUCAAUUCAUAUAGACUGCUUGUGACUUGCUGAAAGCAUAAAUAAAUGGGUGGAGAGGAUGGCUGUUUGAGGGAAUGGUUGAGUCAUUAUCAGGAUUGAUAUUAUUUGUGAAAUUUUUUGUUAAUUCAGUUGGCCAGGGAAAUUUUACACAUGUCAGGAAAAAGUCAGGGAAUUUCAGAAACCUCUGGUUGUGGCAACCUAACCUGUGAUCAGGCAGUCCUUGUUUCCUUUUUGUUUUAAAAGGCGAGGGGAAAAGGAUUACCUUUUCCCGUCCACUGACUUUCUCACUUUCCGCAAAAAAAAGAAUGCCUGAUCGCAGGUUAGUGGCAACCAUGCUAUAUAAUUUAUCUUAAUUUUAGUUGUUUUGCCAGUUGUUGACAAGAUAACUGCGGGCAGCUUUAACCUUUUUACUGUGGGCCUACGAUAGUGUCCCCACCUGAUUUGUAAAAAAAGACUACCACACUGACUCUGUUGUCUGAAUAAAGGGGACACUUAGUGUCCCCUUUAUUCAGACAACAGUGUGCCGAGAACAUCUCUACCCAUUGAUGUAAUCAUCUGAAUUGAGAUAGGUGAACAUGAUCUUUUCACAUUUCUUAACCCUUUAAGUCCUAAGGGUGAUCAGCAUAAAAUUUCUCCUUAUCAUAUCCAUGCUUUUCCAAGCAAAUUUAAGAAACAUGAUCACACAAGAUAAAGAUAUCUGACAUCAAAUUCUCCCCACUUCUUAUAGGGACAAAAGAUAAGAACUUAAACUUUGAUUCUAGGGCUCAAAGGGUUAAGAUCCUAGUUGGAUGGAAAGUCAAGAUCAAGCAGUCUCAUUUGCCUGUUUUUUUGUUUGUAUUUUUUCUUUAGACUAAUAAGGCAGGAUCAGGAAUGAUGAAUUUAGGAGGGAGUUUGACAAGACAGGUAAUAGUUGUUCUUGUCACUUUUUGAUUGACAGGAUAAGGCACUGUUCUGUAACUUGAAAAUAAAGAAAACGGUCAAGGUUGACACUGUCCUUGUAACAAGGCAGGAAAAACCCAGGUGCCAUUGCCCAGGGCAAGUAAGUUUUGAUUGUGGGCAUGUAAGAAUAGAAGUUUGGUGCCCCAGUGGGCAAGUGAAAUAAUAGCCUCAGUGGUCCUGUGAGUCUGCCUAAAAGUGUCAAAUUUCCAGACAGAAACUACCGUAAAAUUCCAAAAAUAGGCCCUGGGGCUUAUAUUUUUCAAAGGCCCUUUUUGAGGGGCUUAUUUUUGGAGGGGCUUAUAUUCAGAGGAGCUUAUGUACGGAGGGAAAUUUGCGUUUCAAAAUUGAUUGGGCUAGCUUGUAGUGGGAAGGAAAUUUACCAUUUUUGCUUUGUUUUACUUUGUAUGCAAGGGCCAAUUCCAAGUACAAGCCCCCCGGGGGGCUUUUUUUCGGAGGGGCAAUUUAACAGAGGGUUUUUUGCAUUACGAUUUUGGGGGGCUUAUAUUUGGAGGGGCUUAAACAUGGAGGGGCUUAGUUUCGGAAUUUUACGGUAUUUCAAAACUGAAGACUGCAAGGUGACUGACACAAUUAGUUGAAAGCAUGAAUAUAUCUGUAUAAAAUCCAAGUGUACGUUUGCUUGCUCAUGUUACUUCUCUAGGCCCAAUAUUGGUCAAAUACAAUAGUUACUCUGUAUCUGGCUCCACAUUUAGUACUAGUAAUAUCAUGCACUUUGUUUUAAUUUAUAACUUAUUAUAGUCAGUACCUUAGAACUGUAGCUGAUGACCUGUGCACUGGGCAAUUGGAUUUCAAUUUUUUUCCAGCCCUUUUAUAAUAUUGCACUAAAACGAAGUUUACUUUUAGGUUGAAGCAGACAGUGCUGUGAGUGAUGCUAGUCCCCAUAUUGCUAACAUUGGAAGGCAGGUUGAGGUAUUGUCUAAUUUGAAAAGUAUUUUUCCCCAGGUGUUAUUUCAUGUCAUAGAAGUGUACUCAGCAUUGCAAAUUUUAUUCUGUCGUGUUUUUUUCUUUUUCUUUUUUAAGGAAAUGGAAAACAAGAUGAGAAAUACUCUGAAUGAUAUAUACUUUGGCAAAACAAAGGAUAUUGUAAAUGCCUUGAGGUAA